CGGGGUCGCGCAACGUGAGCGCGCACGUCGACGCGGGUACGCCCCACUCGGCUCAGGCUGUCACUCGGCUAGCAAGCGAGACAGCGAUGGCCGCCCUCAGCAAGAUAACGCACAACUGCUAUGAAGUCGGUCACACCUGGAACCCGUCGUGUAUGCAGUCCUGCGUGGACAUAACCAGGGGCGCGCUGGAGGUGUCCUUCAAAAUAUAUGCCCCGCUUUACGUGAUAGCAGCUAUUCUUAGGAGAAGGAAGAAGGAUUACUACUUCAAAAGGCUUCUUCCUGAGAUUUUACAGUCUACCUCUUUCCUCACUGCCAAUGGAGGUCUCUAUAUAUUCUUCUUCUGUAUUCUCAGGAAACUGCUGGGAGGGUUUUAUUCCUGGUCCGCUGGGUUUGGCUCGGCCCUUCCCGCCUCCUAUAUCGCUAUUCUCCUGGAGCGUAAGAGCAGGAGAGGACUUCUCACAAUAUACAUGACAAAUCUCGCAACUGAGACCUUGUUCCGCAUGGCCAUGACGCGGGGCCUCAUCAAACCUAUCAAACAUGGAGAGGUGCUCCUCUUCUGCAUAACUGCAUCCCUCUACAUGUUCCUCUUCAGGAGUAAAGAUAGCCUUAAAGGCUUUGCGUUCUCAGCGUUAAAAUUCAUCAUCGGCAAGGAAGAGAUCCCAUCUCACUCUGUUCUGGCCGAACAGGUUGCCACAACUCCGCAAGAGGCGUCAGCCACCUCAGAGACUGAGCCUUCACACGUCUCAGCAUUACGACGCGACUCAAGGAGCAGAUCUUUGCCAGCCUACACCAGGGAACUGCUGGAGUCAAUAUGCAAACAAGGUCCAAAACACAGAUAUUGUAAACAUCAUCAUGACAGCUGCAUUUCGUACUGCAUUAAAGGUUUUGUGAGGAUGUUUAGUGUUGGCUACUUGAUUCAGUGCUGCCUUAAAGUGCCCUCGGCGUUCCGGUACGUCUUCUCGAAACCCUCACGGCUCCCUUCCCUCUUCUACAACAAAGACAACUUCCAGCUCGGGGCCUUUUUGGGCUCUUUUGUCAGCAUCUACAAGGGAACAAGCUGCUUACUUCGUUGGUUGCGCGAUAUUGACGAUGAGCUCCAUGCGUUGGUGGCCGGCUUCCUGGCGGGAAUCUCCAUGUUCUUCUACAAGAGCACGUCCAUAUCCAUGUAUCUCUUCUCAAAGCUGGUGGAGACCUUGUACUUCAAGGGCAUCGAGGCCGGCCACUUCCCUUACUUCCCACAAGCGGACACAUAUCUCUACACCAUCUCCACCGCAAUUUGUUUUCAAGCUGCUGUGAUGGAGGUACAAAAUGUUCGGCCUGCUUACUGGAAGUUUCUUCAGCGUCUCACUAAGGGCAGGUUUGGUAUGAUGAACAGACAGCUACUGGAUGUUUUUGGCACUCAGGCCUCCAGGGACUUUCAAGGUUUUGUGCCCCAACUGGACCCACGCUAUGUCUCGGUGCCCAGCCAAGCAAUGCUUCCACUAGGGGGCGACGUUCAGCUAGGAUGAAGUGGGUGGAGGGUGUCGGACGAUGGUGAUCAGAAAUGGUGAUCUUUUGCUAAUGGAUGUGUCAUUUGGAUGAUGUUUUGACCACCCUGUUCUGUGUCUCCGGUGUUGCAUGAAGUGGCAGGGAGGUGGCCAAAUGCCUUUAAUGCAGAUGGCGGCCUUCUGCUACUCUAUGAGCUAAAGAAAAUCUUCAGUAACCAUUUAUGUAUUUUUCACAUAAAAUGGCCGUCUACAUUGUAGCAUUCCAUCACUCACAUCUUUCUUUCUCAGGUUCCCGAGUCCCGACCGAGCCAUGUUUUGGAAUGGUUGCUUUAACGGUGAAACUAAUGUUUGUUUUAGUUACUUAAUAAGAUUUGGCUUAAACCAGAUAAUGCAUCAGCUAUGUUACAGACGUCAUUAAAACACGUGGGAUGUUUCAAUUGUUUCCAAUUGGGGGGGGAAUAUCCUUUCUCCUUUAACGUCUUAGCUGUGGCCCACAAAAUAUAAUACAUAAAUUACUCUGUUAUUGUUGAAUUCUGAUUAACCAAAAUAGAUUGGGGAUUGUUUUUUAAUAUUACUAUUAAAUAGAUCAAUGACAAAUUUAGACCAGUCCAAAUAGUUCAUUUGUUUCAGUUCACAACACAGUUAAAUGGUUGUCUAAAAUGUUUACCAUUUGUGCAAAACGAUGUGAUUUUUAUAUUUACAUUCAUUUGGUUGUGGUUGACAUGGCUGCAGGAAAGGUUUAACUCAAUAACCCAUUCACAGCUUGGUUAGCUGUUUUUCUCACCUCUGUUAAUAGUGUAUGCCAAAAACCCUAUAGCAUUUAAAGUGACUUUCUGAACAUGUUUUACACAGUUGAAUUUGAUCUUAAGUGGACCGUAGUUGGUCAUGUAUAAUUGAUCAGGCUGUAAAAUUCCAGUUUGUUUCCGAACAUUUUACAUCCCCCACUGCAAGACAGCUUUAGACACACGUGACUUCUGUUAGAUAAUUCAUUUUUGAAGAGAUGAAAACACACUAACAAAAUCUAUGUUACAUAUUACACUAAUGCAAUUGUCAGCAAGUGUUUUUGCUUUAUGUGAUGAUGAUGAAGUAUUAAAAUAUUUUUUAUUCAU
Phycodurus eques (leafy seadragon) is the source of this 2596-nucleotide messenger RNA. It is a transcript of the gene tmem135, whose product is annotated as transmembrane protein 135. Bases 87 to 1508 code for a protein of 473 amino acids. The transcript has 15 exons. Lineage: Eukaryota; Metazoa; Chordata; Actinopteri; Syngnathiformes; Syngnathidae. The record is from RefSeq and is a predicted model, not a curated record.